AUGACGGUCAGCCAUCGCAAGAACAAGCCCACGCCCAAAUCCGAGGACGGCUCCACCUCGGCCGCCGCCGAACCGGGCGUUCGCUACCACUGCGAUGCUUGCGGUGCCGACAUCACCCUGACCGUAAGGAUACGAUGCGCAGGCGGCUGCACCGACUUUGACCUCUGCGCUUCCUGCUUCUGCUCGGGUGCGCAACCAGGCAAGCACAAGGCAUGGCACGACUACCGUGUCGUGGAGCAGCACUCGUAUCCCAUCUUUUGCGACGACUGGGGCGCAGACGAGGAGCUUCUCCUCAUCGAUGGAUGCCAGACCUAUGGGCUUGGCAACUGGGCCGACAUUGCAGACCACAUUGGUAACCGCUCCAAAGAGGAGGUGCAGGAACACUACAUCAGCGUCUAUGUCGAAGGCCGCGAUGGCAGUCAACGUGGAGACCAGCGAGCAGAGCAGGCAUUGCAGCGAUACAACCAAGUCGCAAAGCCAGUAUUUGACCCGCUCGUCGACGGCGAAGGAACGGGCAGCCGUGUUGCGUGCCAGCUCUCCACAGAAGAACCGCCCGUCGUUGGGCCGUCCAUGUCGUUCACGCCCUCAAUAUCGCAAGAUGAGUUCCAACGGCGCAAGAGGCGGCGUGUUGAAACGCUGCGCGAAGCACAGGCUUCCUACUCGCCACCCAAGUCGGCCAAGCCGCUCGUCAGUGCCCCCACCAAUCAUAGCGAGCUGGGGGGUUUCAUGCCCGGUCGACUCGAAUUCGAGCACGAAUACGAGCAGGAGGCGGAGCAUCUCAUCAAGGACAUCGAAUUCGGCCGCGUCUACGAGUUUGGCGGCGCCGACAUGCCAUCAGAGUGGGAAGCGUUGGGCAGCAAAGCGACGCAAGGCCAUGCAAGAAUGGAAGCAAGUGGUCGAGGUGGACCCACCAGCAAAAAGGCGACGCAAAAUGCAGAAGACGACAAGGAAGCAAAUGCAGAUGAGGAAGCCGACGAACAGCAGUCGGCAGCCGAUGCCAAGGAUAAGGAUAAGGACAAGGACAAGGAUGCCGAACCUGAAGACAAGCCGUUCGACUGGGACGAGGAUCCCACCGACCUUCAUCUCAAGCUCACGGUAAUUGACAUGUACAACGAACGUCUCGAUCGACGUUUGCGGCGCAAGCACUUCAUGUUUGAACGCAAUCUCGUCGACUACCGCCGGAACCAAGCAGCAGAGCGACGUCGGCCCAAGGAGGAGAGGGAGCUGCUUUCGAGAACCAAGCACUUCGCGCAGAUGCAGACCGCGCUCGACUAUGAGGAUUUCCUCAACGGCCUCUGCUACGAAGAGGCACUGCGCAAGGCAGCCGCGCAGUUGCAGCACUAUCGCAAGAUGGGCAUCCUCACAUUGGACGAUGCCAGCGCCUACGAACAGGAGAAAGCAGAGCGAGCGCGCAAGGCGGCGGAACUGGCGGCGGGUGGACUCGCAGCGUUCCCAGCGUCGGGUGCAGCAGCAACGCCAAUCGCGGCGUCUGCCAGGCCUCGUAUUGAUUCAGCACGUGCACGACAGCGUGAUACGAGCACGCCAACGCCCAUGGAGGAGACGCUGGCAGCCCAAGCAGCAGCAGCGUCAGCCGGGACGCCAGCUUCGGCGGCCAACGGCAAGGACAGCAAAAAGGACAAGGACGCCAAAGACAAGGACGCCAAGGCGGACAAGGAAGGCAAGGGCAAGAAAGGCGGCAGUGGCGGCGACGAGCCCAAGACGCCGCGCAAACCACCGCAGCCACUCAACCUCGCCAAAGCGCCUUCACUCAACCUGCUCACACCGGCCGAGGCGCAGCUGUGCUCGGCGUUGCGCAUCCUGCCGCAGCCUUUCUUGCUGAUCAAGUCGACGCUCAUUGCCGAGUUUAUCGCGCGGGGCGGCAAGCUGACGCGACGCGAGUGCCGCACCUUGGUCAAGAUCGACGUCAACAAGCUGGGCAAGGUGUGGGAUUUCUUCAACGAGAUGGGCUAUUUCGACGCUGCGCGCGAGGCGGGUUGGACUGGAGGCAUUGGAUCGCCGCCGCGAAGCAAAGACAAGCAGGUCAAGAAACCUGACUGGCUGGAUGGAAACAUGGCCAUGUCGGCGAGCUAUUCGUUCGCGCCUUCUACUGUUGGUAUGAAUGGUGUCAAUGAAAGCGCAGGCAUGGUGAACGGCGCUUCGGUAGACAACGUUAAUGGUGCCACCACCGGUGGUGGUUUGUUCGGGAGGGCAUUUGGGACCCAUUCCUCGCAAGUGACCGGCAACGUCGGCGGGCUAUUCGAUUUAGCUCAUUCGAGCAGCGGUGUCACAUCGGCACAGCACCAGCAAGCGCUUCUGAACCACAACGGGCGUGGUGCACCGCUGGUCUCGACUCCAAGCACGGCGAAUGGCGUUCACGCGAUCAGUCCCAGCAACAACAACGGCGGGGUUACAGGCGGUGCCUCGUCGACUAUGACCUCGGGGAGAGCUGCUUCGCAAAGCCCAAGCAAGGCCGAAAAGUACCGUCCAACUGCUGCUGUCUAG
This is a messenger RNA of Sporisorium graminicola, 2502 nucleotides long. RefSeq lists its product as uncharacterized. The record is from RefSeq and is a predicted model, not a curated record. The coding region runs from base 1 to 2502 and encodes 833 amino acids. NCBI's taxonomy places the organism in Eukaryota, Fungi, Basidiomycota, Ustilaginomycetes, Ustilaginales, Ustilaginaceae. The transcript has a single exon. Gene Ontology annotation, biological process: regulation of transcription by RNA polymerase II; chromatin remodeling. Gene Ontology annotation, molecular function: protein binding; transcription coactivator activity; zinc ion binding. Gene Ontology annotation, cellular component: SAGA-type complex; nucleus.